CUAAAGCAACACACCUUGACACCUCAAAACAAGCAACAAAGAAAAAAAAGCACCGCCCACGGCUCAUGCACCUCCGAAUUCUUUUUAAAAAUAGGACCGACACAAAGUCGGAAUUGAUACUCCACCAUGCCAGCUCCCGCAGGCACACCGGUCCCGCGGCCGCCUUCAACGCACCCCGACGGCCGCACCGGUGACAUGGACCCCGCCGCCGCUCCGUCGACGCGUAACGAGACCCUCUUUCAAGGCUUUGAGUGGCACCUCCCCGCCGACAAGCGUCACUGGCGUCGACUCAUCAAUCUCAUACCCAGCCUUGCUCCUUUGGGCAUCACCAAGCUUUGGAUCCCACCGGCCUGCAAGGGCGGCGGUGGUGCCUGGAGCAACGGCUACGACGUCUACGAUCUGUAUGAUCUGGGCCAGUUUGACCAGAAGGGCUCCAGGGCGACCAAGUGGGGCCCCAGGACCGACCUGGACGAGCUCGUCCGCGCCGCGGGGGACGCCGGCAUUGAGAUCCUGUUUGAUGCCGUGCUGAACCACAAGGCCGGCGCGGAUUCCACCGAGCGAGUGCUUGCCACGAGGGUGGACCCAGAGGAUCGCCGCAAACAGGUCGAUCGCCCGGGAGAGAUCGAGGCGUGGACCAAGUUCGACUUCCCAGGGCGCAUGGAUCAAUAUAGCUCCCGGCGGUGGAACAAGGCGCAUUUCACAGGUGUCGACUAUGACAAUGCAACUGGUGAAAAGGCCAUAUGGUUGUUUGAGGGCAAGAAGUGGGCCGAGGAUGUGAACGGGGAGUUUGGUAACUAUGACUACCUGAGUGAGUUCUUCAAGUGGGCCGAGUGGCUCAACGAUCAAAUGUUGCUUGGCGGCCUUCGGCUGGACGCCGUCAAGCACAUAUCCAGGGGCUUCGUACAGGAGCUAGUCGCCCAUUUUGAACGAUUGCGAGACGCUCAGAACAAACCUCCAUGGUUCGUCGUAGGGGAGUAUUUUUCCGAUGAAGUGAGCGAUCUGGAUGAGUACCUCGAGGCGCUCGACCACCGCAUACGGUUGUUUGAUGUCCCUCUCCUCAAAAAUUUCUCACGUAUCUCUUUCGAACCAAGGCCAGAUCUCAGAACUAUCUUUGACGGGACCUUGUGUGCAAGCAAUCCGGAUAACGCCGUGACGUUCGUCGCCAGCCAUGACACACAACGAGGUCAAACAAUGGACACGCCGGUAGCCGAGUGGUUCGUCCCCAUCGCCUACGCCCUCAUUCUGCUCCGCGCAAACACAGGCACCCCUUGCGUCUUCUACGGCGAUCUGCUAGGAACCCUCGGCCCCUUCCCCAGCCCGCCCGUCUGCGGUGGCCAGAUGCUGCCCAAGAUUCUGCAAGCUCGAAAGUCCCAUGCGCAUGGUCGGCAGAUCGACUACUUUGCCAGCGCGCAGACCAUAGGAUUUGUGCGCUUCGGUGGCCUGGCGGUCGUGAUGAAUACCGGUUGGCAAUAUGCCGUCCAGAAGAUGUUUGUCGGUGUCGAAAGAGCGAGGGAGAGGUGGGUGGAUUUACUGAUGGGCGCUCGAGGCGAGGUCCUCGUUGACGCCAAUGGCUAUGGCGACUUUUGGGUUGGACCCAGGGGUGUUGCUGUCUGGACGCUACCAUAUUUUAUCAUCGGAACGCGUCUAGAGGUGGACUACAAGGUUGUUGAAAUGCCGUCAGCAACUCGACCCAGGGCAUUCGAUCCAUCCGCUUCAUCAGUCUGCCAUGCUGCUAAGGCCGUCAAGACACAGGAGAUCCUCAAGCACAUACCCGCAGUGCUGAUGCUUGAGGCCAAUGCCGCCUGUGCUGGCCGGAUUACCGUGUUCGGCGACACACACGUCCACGACGUCUAGCAUGACAGUUACGCGCCCUUGGGCAUGUUCUGUAUCGAUGGUCGCUUGGCGCCCGCGCCUCCAAGAUUCUUUAUCAGGUAAGAAUGUGGUCAUGAAAGAGCCAAUGAGUCGAUCGUGAACCAACGUCGCCAAGUUGAACGAAAUGAUCCUACGUAUUAUAUGCCGUAUUUUAACCCAGCACUUGGCACAGUGAGCGCAUGUG
Messenger RNA from Pyricularia oryzae 70-15, 2056 nucleotides. RefSeq names its product alpha-amylase. Lineage: Eukaryota; Fungi; Ascomycota; Sordariomycetes; Magnaporthales; Pyriculariaceae. The transcript is spliced from 7 exons. The coding region runs from base 127 to 1854 and encodes 575 amino acids. Gene Ontology annotation, biological process: carbohydrate metabolic process. Gene Ontology annotation, molecular function: calcium ion binding; alpha-amylase activity. The record is from RefSeq and is a predicted model, not a curated record.